Molecule: messenger RNA, 840 nt
Organism: Miscanthus lutarioriparius
Lineage: Eukaryota; Viridiplantae; Streptophyta; Magnoliopsida; Poales; Poaceae
Source: the annotation of a GenBank genome assembly
AUGGUGGUGCUGGUGGUGGCCACGACGUCGGACCCGGCGUCCAUUGGGCCCGCCGCCGCCUUCCUCGCCAUGCCCGGAUGGUCCCCCGGCCCGCCCAUCGCCGAGGGGAUGGAGAGUUUUACUAAUGGGAAUGUUCGAUUAUUGAAGCAUGAAUAUAGCAUUAUCGCAGAGGAUGAUCUUGACCAGAGAUGGCAGGAAGCCACUGGAGAGUCUGUUUCUGAGGUCAUAUUCCUCAGCAAACACACUGCAGUCUCCAAACGUCCAGCACUCACAGUGCAUCCAAUUGGUGUGCCGCAUCUGAAGGAGGAUGAAACCCCACCCCAAGGAGGGAUUCCUGGAUGGGCAGCAAUUCCAAGUCCUCGCAUUGGCCCUUGGCUCCGGUUGAUGCAAAAGAUAGCUGCAGAACAAGGCCUCGUUCCAGAGUUUGAGAUUACGCUUGAGGCUACUCACCAUGGACCAGUUACCAGCACACCCACCAUGUUUGUUGAGAUAGGAAGUACAGAAGACCACUGGGGUAGACAAGAUGCUGCGCAGGCAAUUGCUCUUGUUCUAUGGAAAGGGCUUGGUCUGGAGGAUGGAGAUGCUAUUGGAAGUUGGCAAGGGAACUGUGAAAAGGUUCUACUAGGUAUAGGAGGUGGUCACUAUGUUCCUCGUCACAUGGAUAUUGUCAUAGGAAGAAACCAAGACCUUCGUAGCCUCCUCAAGGAGCUGAGAGCUCAGCCAAGACUUGGUAUGGGUUCAGCUUGUCUCACUGGUUGUAAACAAACACUUAACCCCAAACCAGCUAAACCAUGCAAAUCCAAUUUAACUGGACUGAUCUUGUGCAGUUUGACAGGUUGA